AAGCUCAUACUGUACCACCUGUUGUGCUCCUCCCGUGAUUGUCAAACAUUCUAAUAAUCAAUCUGUAAAUCAAUAUUAUUCAAUUUGAUACCGCCACAAUAAUAAGAUAUCAAAUACGGACCUUUGUACGAGCAUCAGCCAGGUGUGGUGUUUAAACGUGUGGUAGAGUCCGCGCCAUGAGCAGACGACAAGCCAGCAGACGAUCCUUCACCAUGGCGACGCUCGCUUGUCGGGUCAAUGUAAUAUCUGCCCUCAAGACUUUCUGCAGGAAUUAUGGUGCCUCUGCGGUAUCGUUUGGAAAAUCACAAUAUGUGGAGAUUCGUGGAGCACAUGUUCGCCCAGAGUAUCCCAAGCAAGUUAAAAUUGUUGAAGUAGGUCCUCGAGAUGGAUUGCAAAAUGAGAAGGUGCAUGUACCCACAAAUGUAAAGAUCGAAUUUAUAAAUAGACUAUCACAGGCCGGUCAUCAGUCAGUGGAAGUAACAAGUUUUGUGUCACCAAAAUGGGUGCCACAGUUAGCAGAUCAUGCUGAGGUGUUGCGUGGAAUCCACAGAGUCAAAAAUGUAUCUUAUCCUGUUCUCACACCAAACCUGAAAGGCUUUGAGGCUGCUGUUGCAGCAGGCUGUGAGGAAGUAGCCAUCUUUGGGGCAGCAUCCGAGUCAUUUAGCCAGAAAAAUAUUAAUUGUAGCAUUGCAGAAUCUCUCACACGCUUCCAGGAUGUAAUGACUGCAGCUGAUAAACUUGGGAUUCCUGUGAGAGGUUAUGUCUCAUGUGUUUGUGGAUGCCCCUAUGAAGGUCUUGUUGAUCCCAAGGCUGUAGCUAAGGUUGCAUAUACAAUGUACCAAAUGGGCUGCUAUGAGAUCUCCUUGGGGGACACUAUUGGCGUGGGGACUCCUGGCAGCAUGCGCAGAAUGUUGGAAGAAGUGAUGAAUCUUCUACCACCAGAUGUGCUGGCAGUUCAUUGUCAUGACACUUAUGGUCAAGCCUUGCCAAAUAUUCUAACAGCUCUUCAGAUGGGAAUUAGUGUAGUGGAUGCCUCCGUGGCAGGACUUGGAGGUUGCCCAUAUGCCCAAGGAGCUUCUGGUAAUGUAGCUACUGAAGAUGUUGUGUACAUGCUUAAUGGAUUACAGAUAGAGACUGGUGUUGAUUUAGAUAGGUUAAUUGAUGCUGGCAAUUAUAUUUGCAAAGUCCUAAACAGACCAAACUUCAGUAAAGUGAGUUGCGCCAAAACAAAGUGUUAGAUUAUGUAUAAAAUUCUUUUGAUAUACUGUAUUCUAUUUAUUUUUUUAGAUUUUAAUAUUAAAAUGACAAAAAACUGUAACUCAUAAAGAUUUCAGAUAUAACAAAAACCAUUCUCAAAGAUUUCUCUUGUUUUGUCAGGCUCAUGAUUCAGUUGAAUAAUCAUAAUAUUUCUCAUAAAACCAACCUUGACAAAAGACCUAAACAGAUGAAGGAAUUAUAGAUGCACAUGAACAGUUGUUAUUUACAGGUAUUUUGUGAUUACAAUGAAAUGUUAGUGUUGCUCAACACAAAAUUUUAUUUUUUUGAUAGACUAUUGAGUCCUUUAUCACCAUGGAAACUCUACCAACAUGGGAGAAGUGAAACUUAACACCCUACACAAUCACUGGCACAGCCACAACUUCUUAUAUUGCAUUUAUUCUCCAAUUAUUUCCUUUUUUUAUACUUAUGCUUACUAUAAUUACUGUACAAUUUUUUUUAAUUACUGUCUUUUACUUCUCUGUUUAUAUGAAUUAAGACCAGCCUCAUACUUCAUUGUACAGUCUUCAUCAUAAUUCAUGUAAGUAUACUGUAGUGUAGUGGUGGGUUCAUUUGUUUUAGAUAUACUAGCAUGUGGAGUACUUGGGGUGUUGGUGUAACAGCGGUAAUGGACAUGCUUCUCACCUAUGUGUCCUGGUUUCAUUUCCCAUCCUAUGACAGAUGUGAAAAAGGUGUUGUUCAGCUUGAACUCAAAACAUGGCAGGUUUUCUCUGGGCACCCCAGUUUUCUCCUGUAUAUGCUGUACUAACACUGGACAAUGAAGAUCAUAAAAGAGUAAUGAAAAACAGACCAACUACCCAAGCCCCUAUUAAGCUGAUAAGUGGUGAAAUGAAGAAUUAAAAUUAAAUCACAGUAAAAAAAAAUAGUAAUUGUUAUUAUAUUAUAAUAAUACCCUGUAAUAAAAAUUCAACAUAUAUAGUGUCCAAUUUUGAUUGCAAACAAUUUUAUACAGUAUAGUGAUAGAAUUGUGUUAGUUUACCAAAUGGGUUUUAAGUUUCAUAUAAGGUUAGAGAUUAUGACUUACACUUGCCACUUUGUAUUAAGUGGGAAAAACUUGAGAUGAAAAUCUUUAUAGUACUAUACCAAAAUUUAUUCUUUGGAUUUCAAAUUAGAAUUUUGAUUGUAUAGGAUAGAUCUCAUUAAUACAGUAUUUGCCAACAUAAUUUUUAGGAUGUUUCUGUGAUAAUUAGUAAUUAGAACUAAUUAUAGUGGCUUGUAAUGAUCUGAAUUGCAGAGUCAAAGCUCAAAAUUUUGGGGCACACCUAUUCCUGCUACAUUGUGCCUAGAUAUUUUCACUCAGAUGUCUUAACGUUGCCCCAGACUAACAAACUUCUUAGCAGUCAGAAGUGUGUCAUGGUGGUAUGUUUAGAUAAAAUAUUAGGUUUACAAAUUUAGAGUAAAUUUUGUAAUGUUUGAGUAAGGGCGACAAGUUUCUGGACGUAUAGUAGUUGAAUUUCUAGUGUUCUUAACCUUACCUGAAUAUCACAAUAUGAUAAUAUCUUAUUUGUAUAACUAAGUUUAAUAUGUAUAGUAAAUUGUACAUAAGGUGAUUAUGAAGAGAGUAAACAUUGUAAUACUGUAGUUAUGAGUAUGCAAUGGGUUGAACUGUUUGAUUAUUAUCACCCCCAAACCAAAAGGUUCUCAUCAGGCUUUAUGGGAUAUGCUUUUUGGUUGGUGAUAACUUUAUCAGCUGAAGAUUUAAAGCUUAUUUGGGUUAGUAGCAUUUUUUACAAUUUAUAUUUAACCGUCUUUUAUAUACCAACUCAGAUUUGGGUAACCAUGGGUAUGACUAAAGACAUGGUGACAUUUAGUAAUAUUUAGGAAGGUGAGAACUGUAGGUAUACUGUACAAUGUAACUAGAAUUACUGUAUGCUUGAGCUACUGCAUGUAAUUUAAAGUAUGGAAGAUAUGAAUGUAUUGCAAAAAGCAGGAUUAUAUUAGUUGUGAAUAUAGUUAAUAACCAGAAAUAUGGUAACUGUGGUUGUACUGCAUAACCUGGAAUAUGAUAGUCAAGAAUUUAAUGUAUGCCAUACUAUAACUCAGAAAAUGGUUUUAAGUCAGAUGGAGUUUAAAAAACCAAUUACCAUUAACUUAGGCCUACAAUCAUAUUAUUUGUUAUAGACACAAACUUAGUGGUUAAAUUCACAAAGGCUAAGUGUGGGAAUAAAAUGACAUAUUUACCUCAAUUAUCUGUUGAUUGUGCAAUGGAAGUUAACUGAGGCUUUAACCAAAAACAAAUUUGGUUUCCUUCAUGGUUCUUUACCUCAGUACUCUCUCCUUUUGAAGACUAAAGAAUGGUUUUGGAUGUUUGAUAUACAGUACCAUAAUCUAGGUACAGUACAGGAUCUUUCACUGUCUGAAGUACAGUAGUUUCUUCCUAGGGAGAAGGGGUUAGCUGUAGCAUUCAAUAAUAUGGCUUCCACAGAACUUGUCUUUCUUUCUCUUUUAUACAGGAAGCUGUUUAUAUUUUUUAAUUAGCCAAAGUAAGUCUGAAGGCAUACUUUAAUU
This is a messenger RNA of Homarus americanus (American lobster), 3783 nucleotides long. RefSeq names its product hydroxymethylglutaryl-CoA lyase, mitochondrial-like. Gene Ontology annotation, molecular function: hydroxymethylglutaryl-CoA lyase activity. Lineage: Eukaryota; Metazoa; Arthropoda; Malacostraca; Decapoda; Nephropidae. The record is from RefSeq and is a predicted model, not a curated record. Gene Ontology annotation, biological process: ketone body biosynthetic process; L-leucine catabolic process. The coding region runs from base 177 to 1238 and encodes 353 amino acids. The transcript has 7 exons.